Messenger RNA from Ruditapes philippinarum (Manila clam), 3026 nucleotides. Its product is annotated as synaptotagmin-12-like. Gene Ontology annotation, cellular component: membrane. Lineage: Eukaryota; Metazoa; Mollusca; Bivalvia; Venerida; Veneridae. The record is from RefSeq and is a predicted model, not a curated record. The transcript has 8 exons. Gene Ontology annotation, biological process: regulation of dopamine secretion; cellular response to calcium ion; calcium-ion regulated exocytosis. Bases 5 to 1231 code for a protein of 408 amino acids. Gene Ontology annotation, molecular function: calcium-dependent phospholipid binding; SNARE binding; phosphatidylserine binding.
GAGGAUGAGUGAUGUCGGUAUUGCCCUGCUAGUUAUCGCCCUUAUUGUGGUGGCCAUUGUUGUUCUAGCUGUACUUAUCCGCAUAUUCGGAAUAUAUCGAUUAGCAUCGUGUUUUGCUUCCAGUGAAGAAAAAGCGGUGUUAACAAAGAAUGAACAAUACAAUGGUUACAUGGUUGGUUCAGAGUCUUCCGAGAUAACAGGUGACAGGGGAGGGAAGUAUGUGGAAUAUGACACAAUGCAGACAGAACCUAGAUAUGUUGAUGUUGAAAGUCAUUCCCCUCCUAGAGAGGAAAGUGCUAGAAGUAGUCCAGUAUCUGGUUCUCUAGCAUCAGACGCGGAGUUUAGUCACGGAAUUCGCCGAGCUGAGUCAUGUGAUAGUGUAGCCUCGGAUUCCUCCGUGUUAGAGAUGUUACCUGAUAUGCCCAAAAUAGGUCAACUAGAAUUUGCUCUAGAAUAUGACAGGGAGGUUUCGGAACUUGUGGUCAGCAUUAUACAAGCUCGUGAUUUGACAGCCAAUCAGUAUACAGGAACUUUAGAUACAUACAUUAGAGGAAUGAUACUUCCAGAUUCAGAUUCCAAAUUUCAAACAAAGAUUCAACGUAACACGACGGAUCCUAUUUACAAAGAGCGUUUCUUGUUCAACUUUAACCCUGAAAUUUUGGAGGAAAAGACGCUUCAAUUUCAGCUGUUUGCCAUAGACAAAUAUCAACGUCAUAAAGUAAUAGGAGAAUCAGAACUUCGUAUAGGUGACGUCGAUCUCAGGAACCCUAUCAAAAUGUGGCUUAAUCUUCGAGAUAUAGACGACAAGCCAACAGAGUUCGGUGAUAUAAUGUUCUCAUUGAGUUAUCUUCCUACAGCAGAACGCCUAACUAUUGUCAUAGUAAAAGCUCGCAACCUGCGCUGGUCUGAUGCUAAAGACACAGGGGAUCCUUUUGUCAAAGUUUACUUAUUGCAAAACGGCAAGAAAGUAAACAAGAAGAAAACGACAGUCAAGCGCGGUGAACAGAGUCCGAUAUUUAAUGAAGCCAUGAUUUUCUCUGUUCCGGCAUCGGCACUUCCGACGGUUCAACUGCGGAUUACAGUAGCUGAACUACUUCCGGACAAUCGGACGCCAUCUUUGGGUCACGUGAUCGUGGGUGCUAACACUUCCGGUACGGAACUGUCUCAUUGGAAUCAAAUGAUGACGUCGUUACGAAAACCUGUAGCUAUGUGGCAUUAUUUAAGAAAAUAAUGCAGUAAUGUUAUAUACAUUUCAUUCAUGUACACAUUGGUUUUUUUAACUUUAUAAAUGACAUAUCAUUUAGUUGUGUUGUCUUUUAUUUGUUUAUGAUGAAUUGAAAAAAUAUGUAAUCACUGUGUAAUGUGAGUCAGAUCUACUGCUUGGUAUUAAUUUUUGAAUUAUGAUUAAUUUAAACAUAUGGUCGCGAUAUACAUAAUCAGCCAUUUAAUAUAAAUAGCUCUCUGUUUUCGAGACAUAUCUAUUGUCGUUUUUUGCAAUUUUUUAUACUGCCAAAAACUUUGAUCGGAAACUUGUUUAAGAAAGACACUCGAAGUGAAUUUUUUAAUUAAUUUUUUUAUCGGUUUUGAUGAAUGUAAUUCCGUUAUUGACUUCAUUUCAUUUUAUUUUAUUGUAUUGAACAAAUAUUGAUAUCAGUGAGAAAGAUGUCACGUUAUAUACACCGCCCUAUGGUAGCUAAGAUGUGCUGCUUGCUUUUAUAAACACCAAAUGGGUGGUUUCCUUUGUUUGAAGCAUUACAUUUAUGUUUUAAUAGAUACAAAGAUAGCAAAAAAUGCGACGAUUGUAAACACACAUGCUAAGUGUAUGAAGUUUUUUUUUAAUGAACUAUGGGUAUGUUUUGUAUAUACAUUAUUUCAUUGCACAGAUUUCCAGCUUUCAAGAGCUUAUAAUGUGUUUAAGUUGAACAACAUAACAUAGUAUAAAAAGUUUAAAACGUAAAAGAAUGUCUAUGUACAUGUGCAGUGAUUUGUUGAUUUUUCAUAUUUUAUCUUUCAUUUUGUUUGUUAAUCGUUUUGUCUUGUAAUAUAUAUACAUAUAUUUAUAAAUUGUUUGGUGUCCGUGUAUGUUAAAAUAACACAGCACUUCAAAAACAUAAGCAUUUGUGAUAUAUGGUAAAAGACUUUCUUUAUAAGAUUGUAUGUUUCAAGAAAUUGGAAUCUUAAACACGUUAGAUAAAGAACUUGGAAUCUUAAACACGUUAGAAAAAGAACUUGGAAUCUUAAACACGUCAGAAAAAGAACUUGGAAUCUUAAACACGUUAGAAAACGCUAUCAACACAAGAUUUGAUAAUUUGAUAAGUUUGAUAAAAGCAUGAUAGGUAUCUUGAUGGACAAAAAGCAAAGAGGACAGGACAUUGAGUUUAAAUGGGGUUUUCGGGAGAAUAAUUGAAGCUGGUGUAUACUGAAUUAACAUAUAGAGCAUUUGAACCAGUCACACUUUAAUAUGUUUAAUGCAUCGAUACAGAUAUAAAAAUAAUGGUCCGAUAGAUAAACAUCCAAACUCUUAGCUCAUAGACUUUACUUUUCUGUAUUUCUUUGCUCUUAAUAAAGAACAAAGGCCACGUACGUUAACAAAUCUAAACUUCUGCGAUUGUGUCUUCUAUUUUCUUUUUACUAUUUAUGUAUUUAUUUUUGUUAAAGUAAUUUUAAGAUAAAAUUUGAAAAAAAAAUAAAAGAAACAGAGCUAUUAACAUAUAUAAAAAUGGGUUAAUACCAGAAUGUUUUCAAUUAGACAUAUAACAUUUCUUCUGCCAGUUAAGAACUCGCAUGACUGAACAAUGUCAAUUCUAAGAAUAAUUUUAAAAUUGUGCUAAAUUUUUGAUGGGCAACAAGCUUACUAAAACCCGAUUACUCAUACACAUAGAUAGAUAUCCACGUGAUGCGCGGAAUUUUCAUUUUACUCUUGACAUGCCAUUAUAGGUACUUGUUGUACGUAUAGUAUGGCCUUGACAACAAUUUUAUUUCGUUUUAUAUAAUUUUGAAGUCUGUUUUCAUACUCAACAAGCUCA